Messenger RNA from Homalodisca vitripennis (glassy-winged sharpshooter), 1603 nucleotides. RefSeq lists its product as uncharacterized. Bases 93 to 1376 code for a protein of 427 amino acids. The record is from RefSeq and is a predicted model, not a curated record. The transcript is spliced from 7 exons. NCBI's taxonomy places the organism in Eukaryota, Metazoa, Arthropoda, Insecta, Hemiptera, Cicadellidae.
UCAGCUUUCAGUGUUAUACGUGUGCGUAACAAGUCGAGUGAUUCUCCGCGACUAAGGACUUUCGUGUUCAAGUUUUUAUUGACUGUAUCAACAUGAAGAAAAAUAAAUUUUUCAUUUCUACUAUCUUCUCAGUACUAGUGUUCAAUUGUAUCAUCGUAGAAAGAGUAAUGGGGAUUGACACUCUGCCUAAUGUUGAACCAACUGAUGAGGCCGCUGUAAACAUCGAUAUUGAUGAGAUUGAGCAAGCCAUAGUAACGCCGGGCCAGGCAAUCCCUAUUUCACCAGAGACUGACGACCUCACGGGAACCCCGAGCCAUGCUACUGCCACAUCGGCUGAGGAGAAAAGAAUAGAUGUGGAAGAGAUGAUUGAUAUUCAAGAAGCCAUGCUGGAAUGGGAGAAUUCUCUUUCUUCUACUAAAUCGGUAAAUGUUGAUGAAAGUGCUACACUGGACGACUCCACCAACACGGGCGGUUCAAUGGAGGUCAACAUCGAUCUCAAUGACGCCAUGCUGGAAUGGGAUAGCUCUCUUUCUUCGGGAAAUGCUGAUGAGAGUGUUACACUGGACGACUCCUCCAACUCGGGCGGUUCAAUGGAGGUCACCACCGAUCUCGAUGAUUUAAUGUACGACUGGAGUCAUCCCGAUGCAUCUGUUGACGGUUACCGGGAAUUCUUGCUUAGGACUAGGCCCGAAGUAAAAGAACUACUGGAUGAUCCGGAUUACGUUCGAUGGAAUUUCCCCAUGCUUGUUCCAAUGGAAGAAUACCUAGAUGAUUUGAGAGUUAAUUCGGAUGAUAUGCCUUGGAAUCGUCCAAGAGAUCAGGAUGGUGAGGAGAAAGACCUACAUCAAACCACCUGCCCUACAGUAGAAGGAGAAGAUGCCAUCUUUCAAUCUAGUUUUAACACCGACUACAGCGAAUCCACAUCACUAGAUAGGAGGGCCUCCAGAAGAAACCAAGAUAGACCGAACAAAGUUCCAAGUGCAAUUGACGAGGAGGACGAAACUUAUUCAGACUAUUCCGAGUACUCACUGUCCAGAUGGUUUGAUUCUGGCUCGUUUGAUUCAUUGAUGUUGCCUCAAAAGAACCAUAAGCGAAUGGGACCGAAUGAGGCUGAAGCACAAGAACCGGUAACCAGUCCAAACGGACAACCGCAUGCUGAGGCUGAUGGAGAGUCUGAUGGAGAGGCUGAUCUUUCUACAAAUCAACCAUUGCCAAAUGGACCCGUUUCUUCUAAUCCAGAUACAGCUCAACAGUGUGUAGAAACGGAUUCUAUUGUAUCAAGGCAUGCCGAACCGGAAUCCUUUUUAAUGCAAAUCGUAAUGUGUUUCUUAACAUUGUGCUGUUGCUUUCGCAAACCGGAUGGUGAUUCUAAAUAACAUUUUUCCAUUGUAGCAAACAGUGCAAAAUGGUGUUGUGUACUACCAUCUAAACACAGCUAAACAGACCUCAGACAGAAACAGUGAAUUUUAACAACAUUUUUUCACUGUUACUAAUAUUAGUUUUUAAUAUACGUUUUUUCUAAGUAUUAAGUUUUUGGUAAAUCGUUAUUUUAAUAUCAUGUUAUUUCAGUAAUACAUUUUGUCAUUGUUUUUUCUUUAAAAUG